AUGAGAGAGGUGAAGGAUGAGUUUGGUACAAGGUCAAGCCUGUCAGUCCUGUGUUAUUUUGGACAGCAACCAAUACAGACACAGAAAGGUACGUAUCCGUCCAUAGCAGUCUGGAAAAACCUCGUUUCCCCUGCCAAGAAACGCCAGGGCUGCGCCGUCAACGCCGUCAACGGUGCGGCCUUGGAAAGAUGUGAGAACUUUUUGGAAUGGGUUAUCCCGAUAAGGAGUGGUGGCACCACGACAGGGGACGUCACGUCGGCAGUGGCAUUGGCCGCAUUGGAUGGCACUGAGUGGCACUGGGCACUGAGGACAGCAUCGAUAGCGCGCAUCGUCCUGUUGACGGGUUGA
Colletotrichum orchidophilum is the source of this 348-nucleotide messenger RNA. RefSeq lists its product as uncharacterized. Lineage: Eukaryota; Fungi; Ascomycota; Sordariomycetes; Glomerellales; Glomerellaceae. The record is from RefSeq and is a predicted model, not a curated record. The transcript has a single exon. The coding region runs from base 1 to 348 and encodes 115 amino acids.